Molecule: messenger RNA, 2204 nt
Organism: Salmo salar (Atlantic salmon)
Lineage: Eukaryota; Metazoa; Chordata; Actinopteri; Salmoniformes; Salmonidae
Product: amino acid transporter heavy chain SLC3A2
Biological process (GO): phenylalanine transport; carbohydrate metabolic process; L-alanine import across plasma membrane
Cellular component (GO): basolateral plasma membrane; apical plasma membrane
Molecular function (GO): L-leucine transmembrane transporter activity; aromatic amino acid transmembrane transporter activity; L-alanine transmembrane transporter activity
Source: RefSeq, a predicted model, not a curated record
ACUAAUCAGUGACCUUAAUUCAUCAAUCAAGUACAACGGAGGAGCAAAAACCUGCAGACACUCAGCCCUCCGUGGAACGAGUUUGACGCGUGAUCUAAAGGAAGUAGGGAGCCCUGGCUCUAAUGAAGCCCUACCAAGGCCUCAGACCCGUUGAGCACGGGUUCUCCGGAAUGUGUUGUCAGGGUGUGUCAAGACUCAACACCUCCACCCUAAUUGCGCCGGCCAAGAUUUCAUUUGACAGACACAGUGUCCCUCUCACCUCCAUACCCCUUAAACUUUAAGAGGACAAAAAAACAACACAACCAACUGGAUAGAACUGGUCUGCAGAAAGCACAUGCAGCAGAAGAGGAUAAACUGAAAGAACAGUAGGAAGACAAGCGCUCGCCAGUUAUCAGUAGCCGAAUUGGAAUGCCAUUGGACAUGGAUGGUGGCUAUGGCAGCACGGCAGUGGGCUCUGGGAUGUCGGGCAGUCUGGGUGGCUCUGAGACGGUCCCACUGCUGAUCACAGACCCCGAACCAGAGACGCCGAAAUGGCAGCCCAUGUCCAAGGAACAGCUGGAGUUCGAAGCGGGGGGGGCAGGGUGGAGGAAAAUACGCUCCCUCCUGAUGUUGGUCUUCUGGUUGGGUUGGCUGGCCUUGCUGGGCGCCUCUAUCGCCAUCAUAGUGCAGAGCCCUCGGCCGGUCGCACCGACGCUACUGUGGUGGCAGAGGGCGCUGUUUUACCGCGUACAGCCCAUACUGCUCAUGGACGCCCAGAACGAGGUGCCAGGUGGUAUCGACGUGGUGUGUGAGCAGCUACCGUACCUGAAGUCCCUGGGUGUGAAGGCUCUGAUCCUGGAGGGGCUGUUUCACCAGGACGCGUCCCCACUGGACCUCAGAAAGAUUGAUGAGCGAGUGGGUACAGUGCCUCAGAUCCAACAACUGCUCAUGGAGAGCCACAACGCAGGCAUCAAAGUAGUGUUUGACUUCUGUGAUCUGGACCUGUUCGGACCUAAAGACUCGGUCGGCAACGACUCUGCUGUUCCCUCUGACCUCACUGGCUCAAUACAGUAUGCACUCCGAUUUUGGUUGGAACAGGGUGUGGCAGGAUUUGGGAUCUGUGACACAGAUGCUGCGUAUUCAGAAAAGACCCUGACCGAGUGGAGAGUUCUGGUCAAGGAGUUCAACACAUCAGAUGAUGAGAGGAUUGUAGUGGUGAAACAAACAGGAGAGUCUCUACCUGCCCUGAAUACCUCUAGCACGUCAGUCAACAGCUCAUUGGUGGAGCUGGUUAUGAUGUCACUUCUGCCGCUUGAGCAUCACCCUCUGUCCGGACAGGAAGUGGCCAUUGCUGUGGAGAGACACCUGUCGACAUCCCACGGCGAACUUUGGCCCAGUUGGACGGUGGGCGGUGAAGCAUCACCGAUGUUGCACAGAAUACUCCUGGUUCUGAUGAUGACACUACCUGGAUCACCUGUUGUCAAAUACGGAGAAGAAAUAGUUAAUUCACCGAAUGUGUCUGCAGACAUGAGCUGGGAAUGUGAGGCAGACAAGACCAAUGGACUGAACGACUCUGUUGGGGGGAGUAGUGAACAGAGGAAGCUCAAACACUCUGCCUUGGCUCUGUUCAGCUCCCUCAGUGGCUCUCGCCUCAGAGAAGAAUCUCUCCUUUAUGGGAGCUUCACCUUUCUCCCCUUCAACACCACCUCCCUCCCCUCCAACUCCACCCUGGACCCCCCGUUGGCCCCGGUGCUAGCCUUCCUACGCUCUUGGGGCUGUGUCCACUUCCUGGUGCUGCUCAACCUUGGGCCUGAGGCCCAAGCUCUGGACCCAGCAUGGGCUCCCAGCCUUCCCACUUCUGGGGUGUUUGUGACCAGCACAGGGAUGGACCGCCUGGGUGGCACCUCCCUGGAAACACUGAGGCUCCAGCCAGAGGAGGCCAUAGUCAUCAAACUGUUUGAGUCUGGCAGCUACUCCUCCUAGGGCCUGGGGUCUGGGGCAUUAGGCAGCGUGAGAGGGGCUAGGACUGGAUGCCGGGGAGGAUAACUAGGCAGAAAUAGUAACUAUUUAGCCAUCUAUUCCUUUUUUUCUUUUCUUUUGAGGCUGUAUCAAAAUGUCAAAAUGUUCUUAAAAUAAUAAAUCAUUGUUUAUCAUUUGUUCUGAUGACAUGGUCAACUUCAGAGGGUGCCAAAUAUUUUGACUACAAUGCAAACACUGGGCGAAGA